AUGGAGCAAGCGUUGAGGCCAUCGAAAGCAGCAUUGUUCGAAAAGGAUGGCUGUCCCGAUAAUAUUGAUAAGGUAGUGAAUGACGAUUCCAAGCUAUCGAUUUCCCUGAAUGUGAAGCAGUUCAAGCCAGAAGAAAUGUCAGUAAAUCUGAAUGGAAGAACACUCAAGAUCGAAGGCAAGCAGGAGAUCAAGGAAAGGAAUGGAUACACCACGAGAAUGUUUGUUCGACAGUGGAGGCUCCCCAAAGAAGUCAGUGUUGAAGAGUUAAAAUCCAACCUUACCGAAGAUGGUCACCUUGCCGUUGAAGCACCAAAAAUAACGAAAAGGUCACCUACCUCAAGAAGCAUUGAGAUCCAGAAGUCAGCACCACCUGUGAAGGAAAAUGGAGAGACUCCAGGGGUCAAAAAUCAGUUUUAUGAACGUCCAAAUAUCGACAGAAUUGUUAUUUCGGAGGCUGGAAAAGCGAUAGAACCGAAUUUUUGGAGAUCUCAAGUAUCACACUUUGGUAUUCCGAAGAUUCAAACGUCGAUGACAUCGACGUUUCGAGCUUCGACUACCGAUAAAAUUGAGGUUCUGGUCACUCGGGAAUCAAAGAAAUCAAUAUUUCGGGGACAGAGAAUCGAUAAUAUUUGGUACUAUUGA
Molecule: messenger RNA, 642 nt
Organism: Cylicocyclus nassatus
Lineage: Eukaryota; Metazoa; Nematoda; Chromadorea; Rhabditida; Strongylidae
Source: the annotation of a GenBank genome assembly